AUGAACAGGACCACAGCAUUUAACACAAUUUCUCCACCCAAAAGCAACUGGAGUUUUCCCUACCACACCAUCCUGCAGCAUUGCGAGAAUACAACAGAUGUCACUACGUUUCUAGUCACCUCUUAUAGCUUAGAGAUCAUUCUAGGCAUUCUAGGAAACCUUUGUUUCCUUGGCAUCCUGGCCAGACGUAACGAGAAAGCCAUUGUCACCAAUAUAUUUAUCACCAAUCUCAUAGCUUCAGAUUUGAUCAUGUGCAUCUUCUGCCUACCGUUCACCAUUGUCACCAUCUUGUUUAACUACUGGGUAUUUGGUGAAGCCAUGUGUAGAAUGACUUCAUUCAUCCAGUGUACCUCUGUGACUGUGUCUAUCCUGUCACUUGUACUCAUUGCUUUAGAAAGGCACCAGCUCAUUAUAAAUCCAACGGGAUGGAGACCCAGCCUCUCCCACGCGUAUCUGGGUAUUGCAGCUAUUUGGAUCUUUGCUUCUCUCUUGUCCCUGCCUUUUGUGACUAACUCCAUUUUGACCAAUGACUUCUCCAAACAUUUCUACAUGAGGGAUUCUUCUGCAAGCGAGGACAUUUGUAUGCACUUAUGGCCUUCAGAAGGGUAUAGGCUCACCUAUGCUACCGCCUUGCUGCUAUUGCAGUACUGCAUCCCCCUUAUCUUUAUUGUGGUGUGUUACCUGCGCAUCUACCUUCGUCUCCAGAAGAGAGAGGGCAUGUUUGAGAAGCACGGGUACAAUUGUUGGAUAACUCAGUUGAAGCAGAUAAAUGUCCUCCUGGCAUCCAUGGUUGUUGCCUUUGCAGUCUGUUGGUUGCCACUGCAUGUUUUCAACAGCAUUGAUGACUGGAACUACAAAAUCAUUCCCCCUUGCCUUCAUGAUUUGAUCUUCUCAUUGUGUCAUCUUAUAGCUAUGGCAUCUACCUGUGUAAACCCCAUUAUCUAUGGCUUUCUAAAUAAGAACUUCAAAAAAGAAGUGAAGGCCCUGCUUCUGAAUUGCCAGCAUCAUUCUUCAGCACGAGAUUAUGAAAAUAUGCCUCUGUCAACCAUGCAGACAGAUGCCUCCAAGGAUUUGUUGAGGUUAAGCUGUCAGCAGGAUCCUAUUUAGUUCCUAUGAUAACUCUUCAGAGACCUGAGUCUUGGACUGCGGCCCCAUGUAUAUUGACAUGGGAAGACAUCCUAUUGAUCCCAGUGGGAGAUGUUUCCAAGU
This is a messenger RNA of Elgaria multicarinata webbii, 1209 nucleotides long. Its product is annotated as neuropeptide Y receptor type 4-2-like. Gene Ontology annotation, cellular component: neuron projection; plasma membrane. The record is from RefSeq and is a predicted model, not a curated record. Bases 1 to 1107 code for a protein of 368 amino acids. NCBI's taxonomy places the organism in Eukaryota, Metazoa, Chordata, Lepidosauria, Squamata, Anguidae. Gene Ontology annotation, molecular function: pancreatic polypeptide receptor activity; neuropeptide binding. Gene Ontology annotation, biological process: G protein-coupled receptor signaling pathway. The transcript has a single exon.